Molecule: messenger RNA, 3295 nt
Organism: Cimex lectularius (bed bug)
Lineage: Eukaryota; Metazoa; Arthropoda; Insecta; Hemiptera; Cimicidae
Exons: 3
Coding region: 274-666 (130 amino acids)
Source: RefSeq, a predicted model, not a curated record
UUUGGCGGAUCAGGUUAAACGAACAAAAAAGCCAACAAGUUACAUUUACGCUCAAACCUGUCCACCUGCAUUCUGGACGGAGUUAACGCAAGAACUCGUUCAUAUUUUCAUUUUCAACAAAGCCCCACGACAAUUCAGGAUCUAGACCUUCUGAUUAAUGAAGUGGAGAAACUAGAAUUGUCGAAUAGGGAAGACCAACAUUUUUUAAGUCCAGGGAAGAUCUUCCUGACCUAGGGAUCUAUUAUAAAAAAAAAUUAAUGGCUACAACAAAAUAUGUCAAAAGUACAUGGAGUGGAGUAUAUCAACUGGUCUGGGAAACAAGUAGCAAGACGUGAAACAGGACCAAACUGCAGGUGCCCUAAAAAAUGUUUCGAACAUUUCACUGUAACUGAGAUGAAUGAUUUUGUGGAUAAGAUGAACGCCUUCAAAAAUAAGGAUCAACAAGACCUUUUUCUCCAGCAGCAGAUCGAGAAAGCGGACAAAAAAUCGUCACGCCCAAGAAAGGAAGUUCCGAAGGCAAGAAGCUGCAAUUUCAGAUUUGGUCGGCGACAAGACCUGUAUUACUUGCGAAGAACUAGGCAUCAAACUCAAGCCUACUUCACAACUUUGCGAUGCUGCGAAAAGAAGUGUGUCUGCCGAACUUAUUAUGCACCAGCGCAGAGCUAAAAAUUUUACUCCAAACUCAAGUUGAUCACUGAGCUUUGCAUGGAUAAUGAGGAAGUGAUGGUAAUCUCAUUUGAUUUUAUGCAGAACUUGCCGAUUCCCAAUAUCCCCGUUCAAGACAUGGUGGCCAAAGUAUUAUAAGAAAACUUGCCUUUCUACAGAUUCUUAUGGAACGGUACCUAAAGAUCAAAAAGUAACCUACCAAACUUCAACUUAUCAGGCGUUCAUAUACGCAUCUGAUAAUUCGGGAGUUGUUGAAGUGCAAAAGUUCAUUGAUGGUUUGAUUAAUAAAUCAUUCAAAUUGUCAAGGCCGUAAGAUUGCCUACAGCAAAGGCAUAUGAAAACGGCAAGGUUUCUAUAAAACCACAGAAGAUAAACAUCAGGCAAAUGAGAUUUAUUGAGGAACCCUAUAUCGACUUUUAUAAAAAUAUUCUAGAAUGGCCCACAACACAGCCACAGACAACGAUGGAGAAGGGGACGAGCUCUAGACAAAUUUAUUAAUUUUUAUGAUUAUUUUCUUGUUAAUUUUACACACUAAGUGUAUGUACGUUCUUCUUAAGUAUUUUAUUGUUUUUUAAUGCACUAUUUCCGUUGGAAUAAUUGACAUACAAUUUAAUAAUGUGGAGAAUUGUAUGCGACUAUGAUUGGGAAGGUGCAGAAGAAUCCAGCUAGUUACCCUAUUUGGAAGGUGGAAGACAAUAAGAAACUCUUUAAACGCGUAAUUGAUAGGAAGGAGAAAAUUCUGAGCGACCAACCGAAUCCUUGGAAACUAGUAGUUCCUAAACGACAACGUGCGGACCUACUACUGGAAUACCACGACAGCCCAUUAGCUGGCCAUCUUGGGGGAUUCAAAACUCUCCGACGGAUUAAAGAAUUUUAUUAUUGGCCUGGAAUGGAAGCAGAUGUAGCACGUUAUGUAGCUCGAUGUCCUACCUGUCUGCAAAACAAGCCGCUGCAACAACUACCCCCUGGACUUAUGGGAAACCAGUUGACGAGCCGUGGCAGUUGGUUUCAGCUGAUCUUAUUCAUUACCGCUGUCCUCCAAGCAGAACCGAUAUAUUCUAGUCGUCGUAGACUACUUUACAAAAUAAAUAAAAAUUUUCGUUUACAUUACUGUUCACAAUGUUAUUUUGACUUUAUCACUUUCCACAGUGCCAUUGCGUGCAAAAAUGGCAUGAGUCAAGAAAUUUGAAAUUUAAAUUAUUACUAUACUAAAUAUCAGUUUAGGUUGGUUCAUGUAGAAUAACAUUGAACUAAAUAAUAACAAACAGAAAACCUAUAAAUGAAUCUUAUUACACUUGAAAUGUGAAAUUAGAGGAGUUUUUUUGGUCUCCUGAAAAAUUUACAAAUUGUGACUCAUGCCCUUUCUGCAAUCAGUGAUUUUUGAUAUUUAAUAUAGCGGGCACAGAAAAAUUGAAAAAUACCCUUUUCGAUUAUAUUAUAAACAAUAUUUUAACAGUAAUAGAAACGGUUGGCUCCCUAAUAAUUAUAAUCGAAAUAAAAAUAAAAAAAACGGCAUAACUCGAACUUUCAUCCUCAGUUUUUCAAAAACGUGACAAUUCAUUCAAUUUCGGAAAAUAUACAAAUGGUAGCAAUAGUCAACCAAAGUCCAUCGUAAAAGGAAAUUUCAAACGGGAUAAUCCAAAUUGGAAUAAACACUUUAAAAACGAGUCCAAACAUGUAAAUUUCAUGUCACGAACAUUCUAUCCUCAUUACCCCCCACAAUAUACUCAUCAGUACUCAGCUUUCCCGGUGAUCAAGGAGGUUGCACGCACUUUUCGGCCACGUGCUAGCAAUACCAAGAAUUACCACUUGUUUCUGCUAUAUUUUUGGUAUUUUCCACUCGGAUGAGUGGAAAACAGGAAGGAAGAAUGGAGGCGGAGUUGGAGAAGGAGAGAAGGAUGGAGCAGACGAAGAAGACGGAGGAAAAAGUGGAGAGCACUCCUCUAUCCACCGGCUGCACCCCUUUGGUGCGCUGUGAAGGAGAUAAGGAUAGUAGUAAAAAGAGGUAAGAGAGGCGAGCGAUCCAGGAGUAUGCACAACAAGGGUCGCUCUAACCCUCGAAGGAGUGGGUCCAUAUCAACCGUCCAGCCACCGUUUAAGGACAGGUUUAAACAUAAAAGAGGCCCACAGGUGAGUAUAACCCCAGCUCAAAAGAGACUGGGGACCAGUACUAAAAGAAGUAGGACGGAGUACUUUAAUACUCCUCCCUCCGCCACAGGACCUGCCAAAAAACUAAGGCAGGGAAAGGAAAGUGAACAGGUAACAACACCUAAACCAAUUUAUAAAGUUGUUUUCAGGAAAGCCAACAAGGAUUUCUUCACCAACGAAGAGGCACUGAAGUUGAGAUCAUUGAUCUGCAACAGUGCCUUAGACUUAAUUGAAGAAGAUGAAGACCAAGGCGUAGACUUUAUAAACUCUGGCCUGGUAAAAGGAGGCUCCACGUUCCUGAUAAGCUGUGGCGAUGAUUCAACCGUCAAGUUUGUCAGGGACACAUUAAAGAAACUAUGGGUAGAGAGGGAAUACGUGGUGUGCGAUAUCAAUGACCUACCGAGGAAGGCCAAAGUAUCCACGUAUGUAUCGGGUUGUCCGGAAAAUAAUGCAGGAUUUUAAGUUUUCAUUAAAAAAAAUC